AUGGCUUCGCCUUCAUCCUACGCUGGCCAGAAGCGCAAAGUCAACGACAUGAGUUCCGACGAAGACGAGCGCCCGACUGGCGGCUUUCGUGGCUUCAAAAGAGCCGCCUCUCGAUCCGAGUCGCCUCCAAGGAUGGGCGGUCUAGGUAGCGCAGCCCGCAAUCCCCGGAACAACAUGGCCAAUAUUAAUACAGCAGGCAAAGGAGGAGGCGGUGCAGCCCGCGGAGGAGGAAAAGGCCCCGCAGGCAGCUCCUUUGCCGCGCGCAUGAUGGCGAAGAUGGGCUACAAGGAAGGAUCAGGUCUUGGAUCCACUGGCCAGGGUAUUGUGAAGCCGAUUGAAGCGCAGGCUCGACCCCAGGGUGCAGGUUUGGGCGCGGUCCAGGAGAAGACGAAACAGGCACGCGACGAAGAAAAACGAGAGGCCGCGCGCCGAGGCGAAACCAUCGAAGACAGUUCCGACGAAGAGAGACAAAGACGACGGAAGAAGAAAGAGGAGCGCAAAGGAGGGAGUCGCAGUGGCACGGGCACCCCCGUUCCACGAGCCAAGCCCAAAUUCCGGACUGCGCGAGAGAUCGAAGCCGACAUGGAGGGGCUGGAAGUGCCAAAUGUGCUCAAAUCUCUGGUCGAUGCUACAGGCAAGGAACAGCGUGUCUUGACGUCGACAGCUGGUUUGAUGACAUCACAGCAGUUCGUCACCCAAGAAGAAGGAGAGGCCUACAAGAUUGCUCAACGUGCUCGGAACGACUUGGAAGCCUUCGCAGACGAAUGGAAGGGCUUGACCGAACGGAAGAAAUUCAUCGAAAUCGAAGAGGCUCAGGUUGUGGAGGAACUAGAUGCGUACCAAGGGAAGGUCAACCAUCUUACCGGACUGAUCGCCGCUGUGGAAGAGCUGGAUAUCUUCGAACACGACGAAAGCAUCAUCUCCAAGUUCGAUGAAAUGACUGGCAAGCUUGAAGAAAUGGAAUCCAAAUACCGGGAUAUUGCGGACGAAUACAAACUGGCUGAGACCGCCGUUGCCGCCAUCCACCCGCUCUUCCGCCAGGCUAUGGAGGAGUGGGAGCCUCUUCAAGAUCCUACUUUCCUUGUGUCUCACCUCAUUCGCCUUCAGCCUCUUCUUUCUCGCCGGAACGAGAAUGAAGAAUUUCGCCCGCGGUCAUCUACUUCGCCUUAUGAGACCAUGAUCUACACCAUUUGGCUUCCGCGAGUGCGCUCGGCUCUCAUGAAUGAUUGGGAUGUAUACGAUCCAUCCGCUGCGACAGCAUUGGUUGAAGCAUGGAAAAACAUUGUCCCGUCUUUUGUAUAUUCGAAUAUUCUCGACCAACUAGUCGUACCAAAACUCAGUGGAGCUUUGAAGGCAUGGAAACCACGGAGCAGUCGACGAAACCCCUCCAGUCAACAGGAUGGCCAAUUUCCCUGGUGGCUUUUCCAGUGGCUACAAUAUCUGGAUGAACGACACACGAACCCCAAACAACCAACUGGUCUUAUGUCCGACACCAAGAGAAAAUUCCGCGUAGUGCUGGAUUCAUGGAGCCUACGCCGAGGUCUUAUCAACGGACUCGACCUCUGGCGGGAUGCCUUGCGCUCCGAGUUUGACAUAUGUCUACGCAAUCACUUGCUCCCACGUCUUGCGCGCCAUCUGCGUGAAGAUUUCACAGUAAACCCCCAAGACCAGGAUUUGACUGCACUCGAGGAUGUUCUUCGAUGGAAGGACUACUUCAAACCUAACGUUAUGGGUCUACUACUUAUCUCCGACUUCUUCCCCAAAUGGCACGAAAUUCUCUACAUAUGGCUUACCAAUGAUCCAAAUUACGAGGAAGUCGGUACCUGGUUCUCUUGGUGGCGUGAGCAGAUUCCGUCCGAAGUUAACGAGCUCACCAUUGUGGAAGAAGAAUGGAACAAAGGCUUGCAGACCAUGCACCAGGCCUUGGAACUUGGCGAUCGUGCAGCUGCCGAGCUUUCACGUCCAAUAGCUGGUGCUCAACCCAAACUUCCCUCACAAGAAGAAUCCGAGGCCAAGGCAGCAGCCGCAGCCGCAGCAUCUACUGCUGCUUCUCGACCCAAGCCCCAGGCUAUGGAGGAGCCAUCCUUUAAAGAGAUCGUGGAGAACUGGUGUGUGGAGCAAGGCCUCAUCCUCUUACCGCUGCGCGAAGCAAACCCCCAAAAUGGACUGCCGUUGUUCCGCAUUACUGCCAGUGCGACUGGCAAGGGUGGCAUUGUGGCAUAUAUGCAAGGUGAUGUGCUGCGGGUGCAGAACAAGAAAUCCAAAGAGCUCUGGGAGCCGAUGUUGUUGGAGGAUCGAUUGGUCGAGCUUGCCGAAGGACGGUAA
Molecule: messenger RNA, 2325 nt
Organism: Penicillium pulvis
Lineage: Eukaryota; Fungi; Ascomycota; Eurotiomycetes; Eurotiales; Aspergillaceae
Product: putative G-patch domain protein (TFIP11)
Exons: 1
Coding region: 1-2325 (774 amino acids)
Biological process (GO): spliceosomal complex disassembly
Cellular component (GO): U2-type post-mRNA release spliceosomal complex
Molecular function (GO): nucleic acid binding
Source: RefSeq, a predicted model, not a curated record